AUCCGACACUCAAUGGGGCCAGAUCGACCGGAGCAUCAACGCAUUCUAGUUCUAGAUCAACCUCGAGGACGAGGUGCUCAUGAAGAGGUCUAUCACCGCUAUCACGGAGAAUCGAUCGCGGAGCUCCAGUAUCCUGUUCUUUAUUUGAAGCCGUCGACUUGCUGACAAUACCUCAAUGUCUCUCAACGAAGUCUGGGAGGCUACCUCCGCGAGACCUUACUAUCCUCUCGUCUCCAAAGACGCGCAAUUCUUCGUCGGCUUCACCUUGAUUCUGAGUGCUAUCAUCCUCACCGGUCUCUUCGGUCUCAAUCGCUCUCUUCUGAAUAUACCAUUGCUGGGACUGCCUGCCUCUCUAGCGCUCGGCUGGAAUAAGGAACGAAUCUUUUGUUAUAUUCUUCAGGCAAUUCUAUUGAAGACCUUUUUCUCCGCAAUCGUUCUCCUGGCCAGGCCGUUACACACGUUGAAGAUGGCAGGAAGAGCACCUAUUUUGUCUGCGGUGUCUAGCAAUGCCAAUCAACUCUACACCCUAUUGCGUUGCAUAGGGAUUGCUCCCAAGGCAUCGGUUCAAAUCACGCCGGAGGGUAUCCGGUUUUCAGUCGAAGAAAGCCGGGUCAUGCAAGGCCUGGCCUUUCUCGACAAAGCUCUCUUUACCAGCUAUACGUUUAAUCCGCCCGCCGAGGCCGACCACUCUGACAACAAUGACCAAAAUAGCCCUGAUAAUGACGGCGGUAGCAUCAUAUACCCUCAUUUCCUCAUUUCCCUCUCUGCUCUGCUGGAAACCCUCCAGAUCUUCGGGGUGAACGACGCGUCAGCAGCAAGCAGCUCUGCCCCUCAGUCAAAUCAGCCUCCUUCCAGCGCCUUCAAUACGCCAGCCUUGCUUCUCAACCGGUCUUGCACGAUAAAUUACCCCGAGCUCGGAGCCCCUCUAAGCAUCACACUCUCUGAGGCAGGCGUCACGACAACCUGCGAGUUGACGGCUUAUGAGCCUGACGAUCAAACCUUCGGCACAUCGCCCGGUGACUUCGAAAUUCCUCUCCAGCGAGACGCUAUCAUUAUGAAGAUCAUCAUGCGCUCUGCUCUACUCCACGAUGCUAUCAAAGAACUCGACUCAACAACCCCUACCAUCCUCACUAUCUCCGCAUCAGCGAAGCGCGAACCAUUCUUCGCUCUCUCCGGCUCAGGCGGACCCUUCAGCGAAUCAACAGUAGAGUUCUCAAUUGACAAAGACCACGAAACCGGCAGUGUCCGUUCGGACACUACUCAUAAGAUCCUAACUGAGGACGGAUCAUCCAGAUUACGAGCCAAGAGAUCCAAAAUAGCACCUACCGCCACGGAGACUUUCCUAGUUAACCCGCCACCUUCCAUGGGUGUUCGCGUCAAGCAAAACUAUCGUUUCGCACUCAUCCGCAAAGCUGCACGGGCUAUGGCGGUCGCGAAUAAAGUGAGCAUUCGAGGUGACGUCCAAGGCGUACUGAGUCUGCAAUUCCUAAUUGAUCUUGGAGACGGAGGCGGUACCACUGGAGGAGUCCAACCUCCAGGCGGGUUCGCGGGACAUGUGAGCUUUGUGGAUUUCCGGUUCGUGCCAUUAGUUGAUGACGGUGAAGAGCAGUACGAGGAAGAAGAUCGUGAUGAAGAGGGGGAGGACGUAGAGUAA
Molecule: messenger RNA, 1654 nt
Organism: Paecilomyces variotii
Lineage: Eukaryota; Fungi; Ascomycota; Eurotiomycetes; Eurotiales; Thermoascaceae
Product: putative DNA repair protein Rad1
Exons: 4
Coding region: 176-1654 (492 amino acids)
Biological process (GO): protein N-linked glycosylation; DNA damage checkpoint signaling; DNA repair
Cellular component (GO): checkpoint clamp complex
Source: RefSeq, a predicted model, not a curated record